Messenger RNA from Argentina anserina (silverweed cinquefoil), 1009 nucleotides. RefSeq lists its product as uncharacterized. The transcript is spliced from 2 exons. Lineage: Eukaryota; Viridiplantae; Streptophyta; Magnoliopsida; Rosales; Rosaceae. The record is from RefSeq and is a predicted model, not a curated record. Bases 217 to 747 code for a protein of 176 amino acids.
AAACAACCCCAAAAUCUGCACAAUAGCUCAAGGAGUCAAAAAUCCCAAAGAUCAAACCACGAGUCAAAGACACUAAAACAUAUAAAAGUAAUAAAACCCAAUAAACCACUCCAACCAAAAUCAGUAAUAUCCAAAAGACCAAAACCCAAAGACUCCAACUUCUUUGAAUCUCUCUCUCUCUCUCUCUCUCUCUCUCUCCAAACCCGACCCGAAAACAUGGCUCCAUUUCCAAUCCUCCUCCUCCUCCUCCUCUCCGCCGCCGCAAGCCCCUCCCUUUCUCUCUCCUCCAACUCAUCCGCGUCGGUCUUCGAGCUCUUACCCAAGUACGGCCUCCCCAGUGGUCUCCUACCCGCCUCCGUCACCAACUACACGUUAUCCGACGACGGCCGAUUCGUCGUCGUUUUGGACAAGCCCUGCUAUAUUCAGUUCGACUACUUGGUCUACUACGAGACAAGCAUCACCGGAAAGCUGAGCUACGGCGCCAUCACCGGCCUCAAGGGCAUUCAGGUCCAAAGAUUGUUCUUUUGGUUCGACGUCGAUGAGAUCCGCGUCGAUUUGCCGCCGUCCGAUAGCAUCUACUUCACCGUUGGGAUCAUCAACAAGAAGCUCGAUGUUGAUCAGUUCCAGAGUGUUCAUUCUUGCCGCGACGGGGUUUCGGGUUCGGGUUCUUGUCUCGGGUCGCUCAGACGGGUCAUUCAGCUUCCAUCUCCACUGGAAGAAGAGAUAAAGAUGCUACUUACUGAGUAGCUGACGGAUGAAGUGCUUAAGGUGUUCGUAGUGGUGGAGCCUCAAAAACCCACAAAGUCUUACUCGACACUUUCAAGAUACCGAAGCCUAGACUCACAAGCCAUUGAGUUUGGUUGUAGUAAAAUCAAAUGUAAUGUACCCUACUGGACAUGUUUCAUAGUUAUUUUCCCACAUGGGUAUUGUUACUAGUGUUAUUGGUUGCAACAAUGUAGUUUGUAUUGACGAUACUGCCAUAUAUGAAGGACUUGAUCUUGUAUAUUAA